This is a messenger RNA of Physella acuta, 1847 nucleotides long. RefSeq names its product cytochrome P450 3A24-like. NCBI's taxonomy places the organism in Eukaryota, Metazoa, Mollusca, Gastropoda, Physidae. The record is from RefSeq and is a predicted model, not a curated record. Gene Ontology annotation, molecular function: heme binding; oxidoreductase activity, acting on paired donors, with incorporation or reduction of molecular oxygen; steroid hydroxylase activity.
AGGAAAAGACUUAUACAACAUAGGCUACACAAAUUUUGGAGAGUUAGUUUUUCUGUGGUUUUUUUGGUGCACUUGUGUGAUACCUCUUCUGUUGUAUUCAAGAUGUCGGUUGAAUUGUUGGACGUUUUUCCGGAAGUGACGUGUACACAGAUUGUGCUGACGGCCAUUCUUCUCCUUCUCUUGAGCGUCUGUUGGUACGCCACCAGCUACCACGGUGUGUGGGAAAGAGCGGGAAUCCCCGGACCAAAACCACUACCAUUUUUAGACCACAUGCUGGAGUUUCGUCGUCAUGGCGUGGAGCAGACGAUAAACAAAUGGUUCCAGACGUACGGCAAAAACGUUGGGGUGUACGGCCUUCACCCUCACCGGGCUACUCUCAUCACCAAAGAUUUGGAGAUCGCCAAACAGGUUUUGGUGAAGGACAACUUCAUGACCAGGUACAACCCUCGACAGACGCGUGGGUCGUUCAUCAACAGCUUGAUCGUGUCCACUGGCGACACGUGGAGGCGCCACCGUCACGUGACCAGCCCGAUGUUUACCGGCGUCAAAAUGAAGGUCAUGCUCCAACACAUCAAGGCCAGCGCCGAGACGCUCACAGAACUCAUCCGGCAGUGCGUGUCCAAGGGAGAGCUCAUCUCGGUUAAACUGGUGGCCUCCAAGUUUUCUACGGAGGUUAUAGCCAGGGUGGGGUUCGGGGUUCAGACCCACGCCGUCUCCAAAGAGGAGAAUGAAUUCGCUCAUCAUGCGAGGACAUUGCUUAACGUAUCGUAUAAAAAAAUAAACAAAUGCAUCAAUAUAAUAAAUCAGUUUGUACCACACGCAAUUCCAUUGAUGAUGAAAUUUGUACCUCAGACUGAUUACAUCAAUCGAGAUUCAGAUAAUUAUUUUAAACAUUUUGUAUUAUCUACCCUCAAGGAGCGAAAAGUGAAGAAAUGCGAAAAUGGGUCUGGUACCCCUCGAGACAUGCUUGACCUACUUUUAGAAACGGAAGUAUCCAGUGAUGACCCACGACUUCACGACCCUCAGUCUAAAGCCCUCAGCAUCGAUGAGAUCAUUGGAACCUCAACUGGAUUGAUUAUAUCGGGCAUCGAAACUGUGUCGUCUGCUCUCCAGGGAAUCUUAUACUGCCUGGCGCUGAAUCCAGACGUCCAGCUGAAGGUACUAGAGGAGAUUGACCAGGUCAUCCCAGACGGUGAAGAUCUGGAGUACGAGCAUCUCUCACAGCUCAAGUACACAGAGCAGGUCAUCAACGAAUGUCUGCGUCUGUUUCCGUUGGUAAAUUCAUUGAUGCGUGAAGCUGCAGAAACCCGGACAUACAACGGUGUGACCAUACCUAAAGGUGCAAUCGUCACCAUUCCGAUAAACAUAAUAAUGACUGACCCUGAACUUUGGCCAGAACCUAAGAAAUUCGACCCUGAAAGGUUUACACCAGAAAACAAGGCAAAACGUGACCCAUUUUCUUACAUCCCCUUUGGAUACGGGCCAAGAAUUUGUUUGGGUCAAAGGUUAGCCAUGAUGGAACUUAAGACAAUCAUGGUCUACUUGUUGAAAGAAUUUCGUUUUGAGCUUUCGGAGAGAACGGAGCCAAAGAAAGGCGUCAAUAUUGAGAUGGAGACUGUUGUUGGAUUUGUGUCUAGGCCAGUUAAACCUGUGCAGUUGGAAGCUGUACUAAGAUAAUUUAAAAAGAAACAACAACAACCGUUUUAUUCAUAUUAUUUCCACUGACAUAAUUUAUGUAACAAUGUAUUUUUUAUUUUACUGACGGAUAAUUAGGCGAUAAACAGUUUUUACAUAAACUGAAUGUUUCAAAACAACUUUGGUGCAAACUAUGAACGCUGUAAUUUACU